AUGGCAUUAUUAGGUCACAUUUUAAUUGCUGAGGAAUAUGUAAAUCAAAUGGCUCAUCAACGAUUUACUUUGCACAAAAGAAUUUUGCGUGACAGUUAUAAUCCAUUUGAUUUGAGCGAUUUUAAUUUCAAAAAAUUAUAUCGCUUACCUAAGAAUGUGAUUUUUGAUAUUAUAGAAAAUUUGCGGCCUGUCUUAACUAAAACUCGAAAAAAUAGUUUAAGUGUAGAAAUACAAGUUCUAACUACAAUUCAGUUUUUGGCUUCCGGCUCUUAUCAACGAGGUAUUGGGCACGACUGUUUAAUUCCCAUAAGUCAGCCCAGUGUAAGUCGUUGUAUACAACGGGUCACUCAAAGUUUUUUAACGAUGUAUGCCGGUCGAUGGAUAAGUUUCCCCAAAACUCGAGCAGAAAGGUCAAAUAUUUCUGAUCGAUUUGCACAGACAACCACUUAUCCGGGCGUAUUAGGCUGCAUUGACUGUACACACAUAGCCAUAUUCCCUCCUAAUGAACGCGAGGAAGCGUACAAAAACUUUAAAGGGUUUCAUUCUUUGAAUGUUCAAAUGGUGUGUGAUUCUGAGAUGCGAAUUUUAAACGUUCUUGCAUUCCCUGGUAGUGUGCACGAUCAGUUUUUAUUUACAUCUAGUGCUUUAAGUACAGAAAUGGAGAGAUUACACACCAAUAGAAUUGGACAGUUUUAUCUUUUAGGUGAUUCUGGUUAUGCCUCUGAGCCGUAUAAUAUGUUGAUUCCAAUAUUACACGCAAAUGAAGGGAGUCCUGAAUACAGGUAUACAAAGAACCACUGUUUGGUCAGAAAUAGCAUAGAAAGGGUAUUUGGAGUUCUAAAAGGAAGGUGGCGGUGUCUAAAAAAAGAUUGUGUAUUACACUAUAAACCUCAAAAAGCGGGAGUUAUUAUAAAUUGUUGUGCAAUUUUACAUAAUAUGGCAAUACAGGAGUAUACUUAA
Molecule: messenger RNA, 960 nt
Organism: Macrosiphum euphorbiae (potato aphid)
Lineage: Eukaryota; Metazoa; Arthropoda; Insecta; Hemiptera; Aphididae
Source: the annotation of a GenBank genome assembly